Lytechinus variegatus (green sea urchin) is the source of this 5900-nucleotide messenger RNA. Its product is annotated as protein artichoke-like. The record is from RefSeq and is a predicted model, not a curated record. The transcript has a single exon. Bases 58 to 3405 code for a protein of 1115 amino acids. Lineage: Eukaryota; Metazoa; Echinodermata; Echinoidea; Temnopleuroida; Toxopneustidae. Gene Ontology annotation, molecular function: protein binding.
UAACUUUUCCAAUUUUGAAUGUCUCUAUUAUAAUUCCCUUUUUUUUCAUUUUGACAGAUGCUGAACCUUACGAAGAAGCUUGCAUGGCUGCUUAUUACAGUUAUGGUCAUACAAUGUAAAGGAGAACAUGAAAUGGACAUUUGUCAACUAUGCAUUUGCCAACCAAGAAGCUCUGUCUUCUGCAACCGGGUUUUCCUCAGAGGAAGGCAAUGGCACCAUUUCCACACCGAGUAUUUCAACACCCUGCAAUCUAAACAUGCACCAACUCCACCCCAAGAACCACUACCUGUCCACUUCCGCAGCAUCAGGAACAUAACCUUUUUGGACCUGUCGAAAAAUGCUUUGAGUGCAAUUGAAGAAUCUCUGUUUGAAGACUUCAGAUAUCUUCAAAAGCUCCACCUUACUGACAACAUCCUUCAGAGCAUCCCUUUGUUUCACAGGUCUACAUCGCUACGUACACUGCAUAUGGAUUUUAAUGCCGUUCGUUCCAUUCCUCUGCCUUUUCAUCUCGAUGUUCCUAACCUUGAGAUGCUGACAUUAGGACACAAUAAACUUCGUCAUGUCCAAGGAAAGCACCUACCACGAAACCUUACAUACAUCUCAUUCGAAGGAAAUUUGAUACGCACCAUCACUCCUGAAGCAUUAGCUGGGUUGGAUCGGCUUCAGUCAGUCAGAUUCUCACAUAAUCAAAUAUCCUUUAUUGCAGCAAAGGCAUUUUCUCUCCCAUUCCUCAAGGCCGUCCUCAUCAGUGGAAAUCGCAUCUCCGUCAUCGAAAAGAAUUCCUUUCCAAAUUCACUCAAAAUGAUCGGAUUGAAAGAUAACAAACUAACAGAUUUUUCUGCUCUAAAUGCUUGUGAGCAUCUGCAGGAUGCUAUUCUCGAUGACCAACACAGAGACAAGUCCCCUCAGGACAUUCCUUUUCUACCUCGAUUGGAAUGGUUGUCUCUGUCAAACAUAAAUGGGAACUCGGCCAUUGCUUCUAUUCAGAAGAAGGCACCACGUCUCCUUUCCCUCACUCUCACCAAAGGAAACAUCUCGCACCUGCAACUGACAGAUUCAUCCAUGUUGAUUCAACUCAUCCUCACCUCAAAUUCAAUUAAAACCGUUGGGAAUAUGUCAAAGAUUCCGCAUCUGAUUAUCUUAAACAUGAAGGGCAAUCUCCUACAAGCUAUCCCAGACAUCUCUGGACUUCAUUCACUCGAAGAACUUAAUCUGUCUUUCAACAAAAUCAGGUACAUGUCUGCAAUGGAUUUCAAAAACUUGAAUAAGUUAAGAGCUCUCUCGCUCUUGGCUAACCAAAUAGUCCGCAUUGAGGGCUGCUUUUGUAACACAGAACUUUCCUUGAUAGACUUAACAAGUAAUCAAAUCGCAAGGGUUGAUCCAGAUGCAUUCUCUUCCUUACAUUUAUCAACAUUACACCUUGAUCAUAAUCAGAUAGAGACCACUUCAAUCAUGACUUACAACAGCCGCAUGGCUUACCUGAACUAUGCUUAUAACAGAAUAUCCCUUCUUGGACAUCUGUCAUUGACAGGUCUUUUUUAUUUAGACCAUAUUGAUCUUUCAAACAAUGUGAUAUCACACAUUACAGGCAUGUCAUUUCUGCCACGUUUAGAAUUCCUCAAACUUGACUACAACCCUAUAGUGGUCAUUGAUUACUCUGCAUUCCUAAACUUACCCAAGUUGACUUUUUUAUCAAUGCAACAUUCACAGAUUAUCUCCUUCCCUGCAAUGCAGAGAACGCUCAAUCUCCAUAGCCUAAUUCUCAUAGGGAACAAUCUGACAAGCAUUCCAAAGAAUCUGAGCCAAAUUUUCCCUAAUCUUGACUCCCUCGAUCUCACUGAUAAUAGGAUAGAAGAAUUUCAUUCAGACACAUUUUUCAAUUUAGAAAAAUUAGCUUAUCUAGGGUUAUUAGGAAAUCCUGUGAGGGACUUUCAGGCAGAUUGCCCAUUGACCGUGAAAUCAACGAGAUUUGUUCAUUUAAGUCUGGGGUCUGACAGUACUCAAUCGAUAUCAACCUGUUUCUUUAACAUCUUCAAAGAAGGUAAGAACAUUCUCAUUAAAGGUUCAAACAACCUGGUUCUGCCAAGUGAUAUCCUAUGUGAGCAACACACACAAAAAAAACAUGCGAUUGAGCUAACUGGCAUCCAGAUAAACAAAUUUACAGAUGACAAUUGUUUGCUGCUUACCUAUCAAAAUGAAACCAACGCCCAGUUGCCAUUGGUGAAUGAUACCUUCAGGACAAUUGUACAUUCUGAUGAGAUAUCUCACGUUAUAUUGAGUCUAUACAAUGUCAAAAUGAAUGGAUUCAAUAAGAAUGGCACGUAUUUGUUGUAUGCGGCCAGAAUCACCUCUUUGACCUAUUCCGCUAGUGGUCUUCUGACGCUGCCGAGAAUCCAUGCUCCAAUGGCCAGCUUUCUCGAUAUCAGUAAAAAUUCAAUCCAGGAAUUUGAUGUCAAUGACUUUUCCUGCCUGUUUCCCCAAGUUGAGACUUUGGUGUUGUCUCACAAUCGCAUUAAUGUGCUAUCGAACUGCAGAUCAACCGACGGCUUGUACCAUCCCCUUCGUUUCUUGGACCUUUCAGAAAACAAUCUCUCCCGGUUUUCCGGCUGGCAAUGCAGAUCCGGUUACCCAGGGUUUCCCUCGCUGAAAAUGCUACAUCUGGAGGAUAAUGCUUUAGAGGAAAUCCCAAUGAGUCUUAUUCCAGUCAGCCAUCCCAUGAAACCUCCAUACAAGCUAGAGUUGUACCUCCAAAGAAACCCUAUCAGGUGCGACUGUAGGCUUCGAUGGUUGAUCAACACGGAGGAUCGGUUCAAUAUUAUGAGUACCUGCACAGAUCCAUUAGAAGAGAACAGAAGCAGUCUGGAGUCCUUGAUAGAUAAUGGCUUUCCAUGUCCCUUAACCCUUCUGGGCCAUGAAUUCUGCAGUGUUACCAACAGCUCCACAAUACUCCUAACUUGUCCUGUAAUUUCCCAUCCUGACCCAAUCAUCCAAUGGACCUUUAUGCCUACAGAACAAAACAACACCCAAGAACCUUCAUCUGGAGCACCCACAUCUUCAAAUUCAUCAAGGCGGAGUCUCGAGCUUAUCCCGACCCCUAAUACCACUGAAACCAUAGCAUUGGUGUGUGUUGCCACAGCUCAUGGAGAUGCUGUGGAAAUUGAUCUCAGCAUACACCUAGCUUGGGAUACAGCUAGUUCAGCAGAAGCUUGGAACAUGUCAUGUUCCUAUCAGGUACGCAACGCUGUUAUGGUCACAACUGCCAAGGAGAAUCCAACUAUGGAACCUACUGCUUCAUCAGCCACCCACAACGGGAAAGUAUGGACACAGAGUAAAUGUUAUCCCAUCAAGAUUUACUUACACAUGCUUGUUACUAUGUUAGUGAAUGUUCACCUGGGUCAUGUCUAAAAUUACCAUUUGGUGUUAGUCGUUAAUGAGGAUGGCCCGAGUGAUAGAAAGAUUUGAAUUAAAACUAGGCCGUGUUUGAAAGUCCAUUUUUGAUGCACGUGUACAUGGCGUGUUUUUCGGUCGUGUACACGUUGUAAACACUGAGAGCGAGUUAUGUUUUCAGUGUUUCCGAUGUGUCGACAUGCAAGGACCAUCAUCAACAUGUCAACAUAAAAGGGGACUAUACAGCCCAAGUCAUGGUUUUAAAGCUUACCUGAGAAUUUAGAAAUAUCAAUCCACAAAAAUUGGUGCAAUAAAAAAGUUUACUCAGCUUAGCAGCGCAUUGAAUUAAUAAAGAAUGCAAAAGUAAAUCAGUGCACGGCCCUGGCAUAGCUAGCGCUGACAUUUGUAGGAUGCGCAUUUCGCAUACUACACCGUUUGCAAAGCGUACCAUACAUGCGUGCACAGAUAGCUGCAGAAUUAAGUGUAACUGAAGUUAUCGAUUGAUUUUCAUUAUUUUAUUGCCAAUUUGAGGAGCGUGAUUUUGCAGGCUUGUAGCACAUGUGUAAGAGCGUAUUACACAUUAUUGGAGCAAUGAUUGCUGUUGCAAUUGGUGAUUCUCAAAUUGGCUCUAAAAGUGAUUGAGCUUGCUUUCGAGACCGGAGCAUACCCAUUUCAUGGUACAAAAACUUGAGUCUCCAGAAUAAAUUAAAUCGGCAAUUUUGAAAGUUAACUCACUCUAGGUUAAUUGAAAUAUGUUGACAUAUUACUGUAAACUGUUAUUUUUGCGGGGUUAAUUUUUCGUGCUCGGGCAGCUUCAAACAUAUUCGCGCGUUUUCAAAUUCGUGCUGCACACUCCAUAAUCACAAAGUCACUUCCUUCUUGCCAUCUGUGAAUGGUUUUAAUUAAAAUUUCAGCAACGAAAUUGUAUUUUCUGAUCAUAAUUUUAGCUCUAGGGCGGCAUAAUUCAGCAUUGUUUUGAUCUAAUCAUGAGCUUUGUGACAUUUAGCACAACUUUUCUUUGCGGAGCGGACAUCGGGAAAGGCAAAACGGAGGCGCUGCUAGCUGCUAGCCUGGCAUGGACGGCCGAGCACCGGGUAAGGAUCGGGGGGACUACGGCUAUUCGAAAUGCAUGGGAUCAAUCAACAAACACGGGCGAUCGACCCAACGUCUUCUCAAAAACUAAACAGAUCUAAACACUCACCAAUCAAACAGCAAAAGCAAUUUAUAUUUCAACCCAAAUCAUAAUUUACAUACCGAUCUGCGACUGUUAAAAAAAUGAUCGCAUUGCUUUUAGAACAAAUUCUCGCGAUGCACAUGAUAUUGGGGCUCAAGCUUGCUUGCGUAAAUGCCGCCCUCUUUACAUCAAAUUAUGCAAUCUCUUUGCCACUGAAACGGUACACACAAUUGAACCGCGGUUCAAAACUUGCAUUAAAAUAGAUGCUCAUAAAUUUGCGUGUUUUUAAAUUCGCGCUCGCCGAUCUUGCCGCGAAAUGCGCGAAAAUUUCCACACCACGAAUAUUUCCACUUUUACAGUAGUGAUUAAAACAUGUGCAGUGUCUGAGAACUAAGAAUUAAUGUGAGGCUGUGAGCUUUUUCACUGACCUUGCAGUCCCACACAAGCUUCAUGCAGAUGUUACCGUGUACACAGUGAUGGAAUUGUACACGUGCACUGACUUGACCGUGCGUGUACACGUGUACCCGAAACGGGCCUAAUUAAAACUACAUGCAAGUAUAGGAAGGGCCAGACAAUGCAUCUUAAAUAGAAAGAUUUACAUGUAAGAUGCCCUUUUCUGUCAGCUCAAGUGUUGGUACCUGGAUGAAACUUUUUAAUUUUAUGUGAAGAAAUGGUACUAACCCAUUGAAUACCGAAUUCCGUAACGCAUUGAAUGCCGAAUGCCGUAAUUCUCAUCUUUGUACAGGUAUCCUGGUUCCAGUUGACAACGGAUUAACAGAACUGUAUCACGUUGUCACUACUUGUAUUCAGCUGAGUCUCCUUUAAUAGACAGGCAUUUUUAUUUUUUGCUUUUCAAUUAGUUCAUAAAAAAAUGACAUAGAUUUAAUUGGUAUUGUCUAUUUUUUCCAGGAGCAAAUGACCUCAAUUCAGUAGUGAAGACUUUUUUUUAGGUUGUCAAAAUUUUCUCGUACAAAAUGCCCCCCUCCCCCCAUUAUGGAAAAUCCUGGCUCCACCCCUACACCACCUUCAAGCUCCUAUGAAGCAAAAAGUGCUUGGAAGCUUCAAAGGCUCCAUUAUGCAUUAAUGACGUAACAAACCCCCGCACGGUUCGUGUACGAGCCAUGGAUACUAAAACCAUUUGCACUCUAUGUGAUACAGACACUCAACAUAAUGCUCCUUUGCAGAAAUUAAUUGCUAAGCAUGUAUUACAUGUAGCUUCUGUGAGUACAUGUAUAAUAGUAUUCAUGAUGGUUAAAUAUGAAGCAAUUGUUGUAACCAGUGAACACAUCUAGACUGUAGUGACUGCUGAUAUGGGACAAACUGUUAAAAAUGCUUGGUU